Messenger RNA from Pristis pectinata (smalltooth sawfish), 989 nucleotides. RefSeq names its product proteasome 20S subunit beta 7 (gene psmb7). Bases 25 to 858 code for a protein of 277 amino acids. The record is from RefSeq and is a predicted model, not a curated record. The transcript has 8 exons. NCBI's taxonomy places the organism in Eukaryota, Metazoa, Chordata, Chondrichthyes, Rhinopristiformes, Pristidae. Gene Ontology annotation, cellular component: proteasome core complex. Gene Ontology annotation, molecular function: threonine-type endopeptidase activity.
UCCGUCACUUCCGGCCAGGCUGUCAUGGCGGCGCUCGCAGUUCUCCGUCAGCCGGAGGGCGGCUUCAGUUUCCAGAACUGCCGGAGGAAUGCCUUCAUUGAAGCUCAACUUACCAAGCAAGGCUUGAAAGUUCUUGAAGCAAGGAAGACUGGUACUACUAUUGCUGGGGUUAUAUUUAAGGAUGGUGUAAUUCUGGGUGCUGAUACCAGAGCAACUGAAGGAAUGGUUGUCGCAGAUAAGAACUGCUCCAAGAUUCACUACAUUGCGCCUAACAUUUAUUGCUGUGGUGCUGGUACUGCUGCAGACACAGAGAUGACCACUCAGCUGAUCUCGUCCAACAUGGAGCUCCACUCAUUGUCCACUGGGCGCCUUGCCCGUGUAGCUACUGCAAACCGCAUGCUGAAGCAAAUGCUGUUCAGAUACCAAGGAUACAUUGGUGCAGCACUAGUACUUGGUGGAGUAGACUGUACUGGCCCCCAUCUUUACAGCAUUUAUCCACAUGGAUCAACUGAUACAUUGCCAUAUGUAACUAUGGGUUCUGGGUCUUUGGCAGCAAUGGCAGUAUUUGAAGAUCGAUACAAACAGGAUAUGGAGGAAGAAGAAGCAAAGCAGCUUGUCCAGGAUGCCAUUGCUGCUGGAAUUUUCAGUGACCUCGGGUCCGGGAGUAACAUCGAUUUGUGUGUGAUAACAAAGAAUAAGAUGGACUACCUAAGACCACAUGAUAUUGCCAAUAAAAAGGGUGUAAGGCAAGGCAACUACAAGUACAGGAGGGGUGUAACAGGAGUCCUAACACAGUCGGUUACUCCACUGGAACUCGAAAUGGUGGAGGAAGUUGUGCAUACAAUGGACACGUCCUGAAGAACCUGACCAUCGUUCUUUUUUAACCGCUCUGAUGUGGAUGUCCAGAAGAUCAUAUGUACAUUGAAAGAAUAAGUGUAAUAACAGGAGACGUGUUCAAUUUUUUUUUUGCAAAUAAAGUUGGUCUCCCA